Molecule: messenger RNA, 34780 nt
Organism: Columba livia (rock pigeon)
Lineage: Eukaryota; Metazoa; Chordata; Aves; Columbiformes; Columbidae
Gene: TNRC6B
Product: trinucleotide repeat containing adaptor 6B
Exons: 23
Coding region: 15592-21171 (1859 amino acids)
Biological process (GO): miRNA-mediated post-transcriptional gene silencing; positive regulation of nuclear-transcribed mRNA poly(A) tail shortening
Cellular component (GO): nucleoplasm; P-body
Molecular function (GO): nucleic acid binding
Source: RefSeq, a predicted model, not a curated record
UGGAUGGUGACUAAAAAAAAAAAAAAAAAAAAAAAAAAAAAAAAAAAAAAUUAAAAAAAAGGCAGGAUGUUGACUUGCCUUAAAUUUAAAACCAUAGAAAUAUAUGUUGCACUUUCAGAUGGUAAAUCAGAAGUUAUUAUAAAAGGAAACAUUCUGGAAGCUUGGCACUGAGAUAGUGAGUUUGUACGUGAAGUUUUUAUACAGAUUUUCUUCAUUGAAAUAACACGAAAUAUGAUAGAACCAUGGCCGUCCUUUUGGUGUGCAUGUCGUAGAUUGGUCCUCUUUGAAAUACAAGUCUUACUUCUUUAGAUUGUGUUUUAAUAAAGGAACAGAAAUUAUAGACAAAAUGCUUUCUCAAGGAUGAGCAGUUUAAGAUGCUGGUACUUAGUGCUUUAGGGAAAGCAGCUUGAUCAGAAAAGAAAAUGACAGAUGUCCUUAAGCAAAAGGCAUAUAGAAAGUGUCUUUUUCAUUCAACUUCAAAAUGAAAUCCAGUAGUGGUUGAGUUUUUUCAUGGGUUUUUGUUCAGAUGGGAAGAACAGCGUCUUCUCCUAGAAGUAUUGCAGUGAUAGUUGUCCUCCAUAUUCUUUUCUUUAGUUAAUGCCAUGGUAAUUCAAUUUUUAUAUAAUUAUUUUUUUUAUUUCGUGACCUGCCUUUUGGUGCAAGCAAGAUGAUCUUUGGGAAAUACACAGCACUUUUUCCUGUGCCUAGUUAGAUGUGCCUUCAUGAGAAGGAGGAAAUUCUCAUUGAUCAGCAGAACACUGGUUACAGAAAGGCUGGGAUUUGACUUGGGGUGAAGGUCUUCCUUACUUUUUGAAUAAGGUAGCAACUGUAAGCUCACUGCUUCUGCAACAGUGAGAAACUUUCUGAGGUAGUCCAGAUGAGUUCAGGGAGGUUCUAGUGCUGAACAUGCACAUUCUUUCCAUCAUGGAAGUAAUUGCUGCUAUUCCUUUAUAUUCAGACUGCCCAGCUUAUUGCGGUACCCAGAAAUACACAGCUUGUUGAAAUAGUAACUUUCUAAAAGUUCCAGAAGAAAAAUCAGCGCAGAAAUUAAAAUUAAAAGUAAGGGUUAAACUUCUGUUUUUCAGAAUUGGUUCUUAGUUAUCUAGUAGAAUAAUGAAUCAUGAUAUUGUAGUGAAUAAUAUGAGGGAUGUUGUAUUGGAUUUAUCAUAGACUUGUGUUUGCUGUCUUAUUUUAGGUGCAAGUGGAAGGCAGAAUUACUUUACAGUUGACCUGAUUUCUAAUUAGAGCUUUUCAUGUGCCUUACAACAUUAUCUCUGUCUCUUCUCUAAAAUGGUGGUUAUUAGAGAAUAUGAGAUCAGUGGUAGGCAGGAUUUUUAUUUUUGUAAUUAAUGUGUUUGUGUUCAGAUGGCAUCUGGGAUCUUGUCAUACAGAUUCUGCGCUAAGGAGUAUAAUUCUUAAUAGUGUUGUUAAUAAUAUUUUGAUAGAAGUCUAAAGGUGCAAUUUUAGUAAUGCAGCUAAGAAAUCAAGAUACUUGUUUUGUGCAACUGUAGCAUGCCAGCAAAGUCCUACUGUGAGAAUUGCUCCUUAAUUUGAAUUAGUCACUUGAAUCUUCUACCUACAAUCUCAAAUUUUCAACUACCGAACAAAAUUGCCUUGGUAGAGCUUACCUCUCAUUGUAAGUCACAUGGAUCUGGCAUCUGAGAUAAACUAAUGAUAAUCACACAAACGAUCAGUAAUUUGUAUUCUUAAGUCACUCCAAAAAGCUGCAUUGAUUUCAAAUCUUUGGCUGCAGAUCUUGAAAUAAAAGAAAAAAAUGAACUUACCUUUUUGUAUUACUACUUACUUGUGUUAGGGAUUAGUUGUACAUCCUGGAGUGGGUCUAGUGAAGGGCCACAGAGAGGGACUGGAGAAGGUGAGAGAGCUGGGACUGUUUAGCUUUGAGAAGACUCGGGGGAGGAUUGUAUCCAUGUGCAUAAAUAUCACCUGAUGAGGAGACUGAGGAGACUAAAGAAGACUGAGCCAAACUCUUCACAGUUGAGGGUGGUGGAGGCAAGAGGCAAUGGGUAUAAUGGGUAUAAACUGAAAUACAGGGCACUCCUCUCAAACAAAAGGAAAAAAAACCUUUUUUUUUUUUUAACUGUGAAAUGUGGUCAGACCUUUGGAAGAUGUUGCACAGAAAAAGUGUGCCUUCUUUAUCUUAAGAUAUUCAAAACCCAGCUGGACACAACCCUGAGCAACCUAUUGUAGUUAACCCUACUUUGAGCAAAGGAGUGAGACUGAUGAUCUUGGAGAUCCCUUCCGCCUGCAGUGAUUCUGUGUACCUGUGUUUACUGUUGUCCUCCUGAUUGGUUUUAAAUAAAAUUGGAGCUUGUUAGUGAAAAGUAGAUCGUAAGUUUGAAUGUAGAGUUAGACAUUAACUACAAAAACAGCUGGAGAUGCUUCCUUCCCUUUCUAGCUGCUCAUCAGACUUUCUAGAGUUUGUUGCCUCUAUAGCCAUGCAGAUGGGAUUUAUUUUUUUUUUUAGUGUUUCUAAUUUACUUUCCUGAAAAGCUGGCCAUGAUAAUUUAAUUGCCUUUCAUAGGCAUCCUGAUCUGGGGAAACUCUGUUACUGAGAUUGUCGAGGAAUUAUUUACAAGAUACAGUUUCAGCAACUGACCUGCAAGGGAGCUCACUUGCACCAGAGUGCUGGAGCACAGUCAGCCGGUGUUAACCUCCUAGGCAAGCCCACUAAUUUCUCAAUAUUUAACUGCAUUCCAAGAACUCAAAUUUUGAGUGGGCGAUGAAAGAACAGAAAUAAAAAUAUAAUUCUGAGAGACUUUCAAUAGAAGCAGUAGUUCUUACCUAGCCACAGUUUCACAUGAAAUUUCCUUUGCUAAAGUAUAGCUUCAUAAGGGAUUACAAGGAGCCAGCAUCCAUGGAUGACUUCUGAUACUUUAUUUCUGCAAUGUGACAGACUAUUUUCACUCAGUUUUACUCAGGGAUAAAAACUUGGCAUUGCAAGAGUACCUUCUAGUAUUGGGAAACACACAAAACAACAACAGCUUCAGUCUCGCAAACGUUUCUUUUGCUGAAUUGAACUGUUCUGUUGGGUAGACUUACUGUACUAAAGUUGCAGCAUUUUGAGUUUAUUUUUCUUUUUGCUGAACUGUAGAUUAUACCUGAGAACUGUGGUCUGCUGGUAUAUGCUGUUAGACUGCAUACAAGAAAUCUUCAACUGAUCAUUUAGAACAUGAAUGUAAUUGAUUUCAGUUGAAGCUAAUUAUGAAGAAGAGUUAUCCAUUCAAAAUACUUAGUACAACUGAAAUAUGGAAAGGGUUUACUCAUCUCAAGUCCUGUGAGAGAUUUGUAGCUUAUGCACAGUACCUGUGUCACAAGACUGUUGAGGUUGUGCAGCAAUGAUGGUUGGCACUUACUCUAAAACCUACACUUCAAAAGAAGUGAGUCUGCUUGGUCUGAAUAAUGGCUGUCUUGGUCCAUGCUGCUGCUGCUUAAGCCUGGCAGUGUUCAAGAAGAGCCUGGACAAUGCCCUCAGACACAUGGUGUGAACUGUGUUGUUGUCAUAUGCAGGGACAGGAGUUGGACUCAAUGAUCCUUGUAGGUCACUUCCACCUCAGGGCAUUCUAUGAUUCUUCUCCGGUAGAGGACCAAUGGAUUAAUUGAAAAAUUGUUACUUCUUAGUUUUUAAGUACUCAGUAAAUUCCUCUUUUCUCUCCGCAUUCUGGUAUGUGAUAAAACUGUUUGUUACACUUGGCCACAUUAUUUUGUUAUGUGGCUAAAACGUUUGGUAAGAAACCCCUUUCCCUCCCAAAGGAAAAGUUUGGAGAAAGAUCAGUAACGUCCUGUUCAAUUGCAGGUGGAUGUUUUGUUAGAGCCAUUCUCUGGUAUCUUUAGCCAUUAUGAAGAUGUUGACCUGAACUUCCAUGCUUAAGGAGUAAAUAUCUUCCUCCAAAAUACUUUUUACGUGCCAGUAGCUUCCUGUUGCCUUACCAGUUGUAGUAGGGCUUUUACUUUUUCACUGCUAAAGCAAAGAUUAACAGGCAACUUUGAUCCAGAAACAUCUUUCCAAAACAGUCAAACUUCUGUUGAUGAGCAGAGAGCAGUUUCUCCUUAUACUUUUGGACGUAGGAAAAAAAAUUCUACUGAAGUCCUUAAAUUGAGGUUGUGCUCCUAGUUCUAGGAGUAUUAAUUAGCAACUCAGCCUGUGCUAAUAAAUCAUCCCCUGCUGUCACCACCAGAAACUUAUGCACCUUGAUCUAUUAGUGAAAGGGUUUGUGUAAUGAAAAUCUACUCCUUUUUAUAAGAAAAAUAUAAAUGUUUUCAUAUUCCUGACUGACACACAGAGAGGUCUAUUUGACAGUAGCUAUUCAGACAAAAAGUGAGCCAAGCUCAUACUCAUGUUUACUAGCAAGGUAAGCCAAGCUACUGCUGCUGUCUGAAAUAACUCAGCUGGACAUUCCCCACCUGCUGUUUUGCAGUAAUGGGAGAAAAAACUUCAACUAUCUUGUCAGUUUGUACAUCUGGAAUUGAUUCAUAUUGUAGAAAAGAUAGCAAAUUAAGAUCAUUUCCAUAAGUUACAAAGUGUCAUUGGUUAGACCUACUGGAGGCCCUUUUCCCUGGCUUGGUAGUUCAAUGUACAGAUUCUGAGACAAGGACUUUUAAUGAGAACUUUCAAAAUUGCAGUAAUUCCAGAAAGAGAUUGCAACCAGUGAGGAUGACAAAAUUUUCAUUUUAAAUUUGUUAAUAUUCUCUUACAUUAUUAAUUGAUAUUUCAGCAGAAAUAUUGAAUGUCUUUCUGGAUUUGUGUGACACUACCACUAGAAGAAAGCAGUAGCUAAAAUGACCUAAGCUGGAAACAGAGAUCAUAGAUUAAUAAAACAAUUUAAUAUGGGACAUCUGAAAGUCAUCUAGUCCAAUCCAAUGCUCAAAGGGGGGCCAGAUUUGAAGUGAGAUCUAACUUCUAAGUUGUAUUAGACUUCUCAGGAUUGCCCUUUCUGGGUAAUCUUUUGCAGCGUUUUAUUGCUCCCAUGGUGAAAAAAAAUUCCUACUAUUCAGUAAGAAUUUAGCUUGUUGCAAUUUAUGUCUAUUGCCUUUCAUCUUCCAUCCUGCAUGUCUGAAAAUGUGGCUUAGUCUUCAUUAAAACUUAGUUCCAUGUUAGCUUAAACAGCAAAAUUAUUCCCCUUCUCACCUCCUCUGCUUAGUUUUGUCCUUUUAAAACUAAGUGAAACAAGCUCUAUCAGCCUUUCCUUGUAUUUCAAAUUAAGGACCUAGUUAAUAAACCAGUUUCCUUCACUUUCAUCAGACUGUUUAUAUAAUUAUACAUAUAAAUAUCACUGCCACAGUGGCGUAAAAUGACCAAUCUUACUCUUUCAUAGUGUUGCUGAAAACUAAAAAAAGUCUGAAGUAGUAUAUCCUGAAGAUGUCUGCUUUGGUUGGUCAGAUUGCCAGCCAUUGUUAUGAAGUAUUACAAUAUUCUUUUGAAGGGUUUCUUCAGUGUUAAAGUCCCAUGAUGGACCCUAGCCAUAGCUUGUGUCCCUAUAGCAUAAAACACUGUUCUAACAAAUUUAAAGUAAACAGUUGGCUAAAUGCUUGCGUAACGGGGGAUUGUUUCAUGUUUUAAGAACAUUCCAUAUUACAGAAGGUAUUGAGAUUUGUCUUGAGUGCAAUUGCAUUUUUAAAAUUUAUUGACAGUACCAACAUAAGCAGAAGGGUUUUUUUCAGAAGAUUCAUGCUGGGAUUUUCAAAGUAGCCUCCAAAUCCUAAUGCAGAUUAUAAUCUCAGAUUUGGGGUACAUAAAUUUUGGGUAUGCCUUCAAAUGCUUUUGAAAUUCAUGACAAGUUAUGUCUUUCCUUGAAAAUAUCAACAGUUAUGUUCAAAAAUAAAGGCAUAACUGAUUUUUUUGGUUGCUGAUUUUUCUGUAUGUGUAUAGAAUAAGUAACCCAUUAAAAACGCAUCCCACACUGAAGUCCUCUGUCUGACAUCCUAACAAGCCACCACAGAGACAUGUGCUAUGUCUGUAGUGGCCAUACCAGACACUUUUGUCACAGGCUAUUGCUUUUCCGUCAGAAUACACUUCAGUCCUGGUGAUAAUUCAGGCUAGCUCUGGGAUUGCCAUCUGAGUAGCAGAGUUCUAACUUUGAAUUUUUUUUUUUUUUUUUUCCUUUAUGUCCUUGGAUAUUUGAAAAGAUAUUUGAGGGUGUAAGACCAUUAGUCUAAAGAUAAAACUGGUCCAACUGAGGUUUAAGGAAUAUUUUCAUCACCUUCAUAUUGUAGAAGUCUUUUUACUCCCAGCAGUGGAAUGAGUGGCAGGACAAGUUUGCAUUUGAAGGCAGCUCUACCUGUGUAUAUAAGGGGGGCCUGAGGCAUGGAGAAGAUUGCUCUUUGUGCAAUUGAGUGGGUUGAAAUGGAUGAGACAGCAGUGAAUUCUGUAUCUGUAGAGGCAGCUGUGUUGUAGCCGUAAGACUGGUAAGUCGAUUAUGUUGCAAAAGCUGGCUUGCACCCCUUUACAGUACAAUAGUUCUGAACAAUGUAACAAAAAUAUGCAGAAUUAAUAAUUAAAACUUAAGGACUUUAAAAUGCCAAAAGUUCCUUCAAUUGCUUUCCAUAUUUUACCAGUUUAAUAUUAUAUUUAAAUCUAUUGAAAUUUUUGUACUUUAAGUUAAAGGUAAUACCCACAGGAAAAGUCUAGUCUGAAUAUCCUAAGCAAAAAUGACUUAAAAUUAGGCGUUCACUUCUGCAAGUUAGUCUUGAAAAAAAUUUUAAUUGUAAUUUCAUUAUUUUUAAGAUUCCUCAUUUCAUCUGUUGUGUUUUUUUUUUUUCUUUCAAACCUUAAAUUAGGAGGUAGCAAGGCAUAUAGCACUGUAUGUCUUAUUUUGUCAUUAACAGGUACAGGCUUUCCAUGUACCUCAGCAAACCCACACCGUUCAUGUACUAUUAUUUUGCAAGUAUUUUCUCAAUAUGAGGGAAAACAGAGGCAGGAUGACUGUUAAGGGGGGAAAAAAGCCAUGGGAGAUCACCCAGAUAAAAGUCAGCUUUGGAAGUUAAGUUCCCACUUACUACCCCAAUGUGUUUAACCUACACUGCUGCUGAAUGUUGAGAGAGGAAGAGGUUUGAGGACAGGGAACAUUCUAAGCGUGAAUAGUUUGGCACUUCUUUUCCCUAGGAUUUUAUCAUGCAUUCUUCCAGAUGUCUUGUGGUAAGAACAGGCUCGUUUGUUUGAGUUCCUCCUCAAACCCUGCCAAGAUCUGUAUUUGUCCUGUGUAGGAAGCACACAAAGCCUGCUUCUGAAUUUGCAGUUGCAUCUGAUCAAGAGACUUCUUUCUUUACAUUUGUUGUCUUUCCAAAACAAGAGAAAAGUAGAUUUUUCCAUUCCAGCUUGCUGAUACAUACGUACGAUAUUGCAAAGUACCCAGACUAGAUAAUGUCACGUUAUCCUUGAUACCAUCAGUUUCUCUAAUUGUUACCAUUAGUAGUAAUUGUGAUUGCUAGCAAAAAGGAGGGUUUUCUGGUUUACUGUUGUCUUGAAGAGCUUACGGUACUUAGAAAGGGAGAGCAUUUGCAUACUGAUCAAACUGCUCAAAUCCCAGAGCCUCUUUAUUUCAGACACCACCACACCCUCUACCCUUGUCCUCUACUCUCUCUUCAGGACGCAGAGUAUCUAUUGGACACUCUAUAUUGACAUAUCGAGUUCGUUGUCUCUGAAGUUUUGUUUUCCGAUCUGGUUGCUUAAUGGUUGUUCCCCCUCCCUCUCGGAAGUUGCCACUUCCUCAGGAGCUGCCUGAGGUAACUGCCCCCGAUGUAUCAUUUCUAUGGAUGGCUGGACUUUGCUCUCUUUUCAGCAUUUCAUUGCCAUUUAGAUGGCGACUGUUGGAUUACACCUUACAUGGGAGUGAGAUAACGAACUUUAAAGAACAGCAAGCAGAACCAUUUAAGGGCUAUUAAUAGUUUUGAGCCCUAAGUUAGUGUUUGCGUUUAUUCUUAAUCUAACAAUAUAUUUUAAUUUAGACAGAUUUCUGUGAUAUCUAGACUGAGGUUAGUGCCACACAGCAUUUUGAUUUGCUAAGGAUUCACUUUUUGGACUGUUACUACAAGUCAGUGGCCUCAUAAAUGUGUGUGAAGUAGAGUCCUAAAACUUCUUUUUUUCCAGUUGCUUAGUGCAUUUUUCCCUGCUUCAUUCUCUCCAAAGAAUAAAUACAUUCAUCAAGUCGCUCAAGUCUUCAUGUAUUUUUUUGUGUACAGCCAGAUGAAUGGUUGAAUUUUCAUUUCAAUAAGGUGAAGAGGGGAAGGGAAAAAAGGUCUAAUGCUUGUAUGUUAUAUUAGAGUUUGUGCUCUCUUCUUGUUUCUUGACUGUCCACUGUGGCUUAGACAUUAACCAGACAUUAAAGGAUAGAAAAGGUUAAGAGUAUUAAAGUCCCAAGACCUUCGUUUGGAGUUGCAGAUUGCAUCUAGACCCAUCAGGAACUCACUGUUAUUGGUUAAAGAAAGGGAAGGAAGAAAAAACGCAAACUCUUUAUUCCAUGCAGAAGAUAUGACUUGCUUUAUAUGACUAAAAAUACUGCACUCUGUGGUCAACAUGGUAUGAAUUAAAAACUUGUUUACAGAGAUAUUUUGGAACUCUUAAGCUAUGUUGCUUCUCUGGCAUGCUGUGAUCUGGAGAGCUGGUAUGAUUUCUUUUACUCCUACCUAGAUAGAUGGAAUUUGCUGAGCUCUUUGCCUUUCAUCGAAGUUGAUCAUAUUUGGGGGUCAUAAGGGUCUUAGGUUAGUGCACGCAUUUGAAUAUAUGUGACAGCUACAGCUUGUAGAAUUUUCUGCAUGGAUAGUGAGCUGUUCCUUUCCUGACAUUUCAAAGUAAAAGGCUGUACAUGAAGGCAAAUUACUUAGGGAAGACGUUCAAGUCACUUGGAAAGAUCAGUUUACAAAUUUUUGCAGCAAUAAAUAGUGCUUUUAUUAGAAAAAUGAGUCAAAUUAGGGAGAUCUUCUCUUACAGUAAUCCACUGAAUAUGCAUUCCUUUUGUAUUCUGCUUUUACUUUGGGGUUUUGUGUUGAGCUUUUAAUUUUUUUUUUUAUUUAACUUAGCAUAUUAUGGUUCCUUUAAUGAGAACAAAGGAAAAUGGGUUAGUGCCAGCUCCAGCCAAGAUGCCAGAAAUUCCUUUGCUCAGAGGUUUCCGGGCCAGUGAUUGAACUCCCCAUACUAAAACUAAAGGCAAGUUAAAACAAUUUGUAGAGAGGUACUGGUCUAGCUCAUAAUAAAUAAAUAAGUGCAGUAUAGCUUCCUUUUAGGGGGGUGGGGGCUAGGAAAGGACUAGAAUAAGACUAACUUUCGGUCCAAAAGUCUUCCUUGUGUUUUGUGAGACCUCCCAUAAGUAUUUGUAAGAAAUCUGCUUUGUGUGAGCAGAUUAAAUCAAAGUGAGUAGAGCAUAGUGAAUUUCAGUAGAAGCAUGUCUAAAGGCUCCAUAUAAAAAAGGGGUCCUGUUGUGGUAAAGUGUUUAUAGACAUGAAAGAUAAGCUUUUCAUUAAUUAUUCCAACCUGGUCAGAUGAAAGUGCUGGCUGCUAUUUCUUUUAAAAUGUUUAAAGCUUGGAGGCUUAAACAGAGGGAAGGAAGGAUUUAACCAGUGAGGUUAUUACUCCUUUUGAAUUGCGUAGGAACAGCUAUUCUAUUGUUGAUGGAAGGUAAGUUGAAUCAGUCGUCUACCUGGCAUGCUAAUUCACUUGCUGUAAAUAACCAUUAGAAAGCAACCACUUGCCAUAUGUAGGAGUGGAGUGAUAUCCUAUACGGUUUCCCUGAACAUCUAUUUAUUUGAAAGUGAUUUUCACUGAUGUAGGUAGAAUUGCAUAAAAUGGAUAAACUUUUCCUAUUUCCUUGGCAUUUUGGCAGUUUACAGGAUUUUAGAAAUUGAAGAGGGAGAGCUGUUAGGAUAGGAUUAUAGUCUCCAAAAUCAAGCAGCUUCUGAGAUUAUAGUAAGGAGCAGAUUAACCAAAUUCUAAUAAUACUAGUUUGUACAAGUUCCCUUGCAUGUUUUGUUACUGGAAAAUACUCAGUUUCCACUGAUAUGGCUAUAAAAACUCAUUCAGCAUUUAGAGGUGAAUUUGAUUGAGUGGGGAGAUGUUUUGUGUCAGUGCUUUCAGUUCCUAGAACAGUUAAGUCUCAUGCGAUUGCUUUCCAUGUCUGUGUCUUUCCUGGGUAAGUUUGGAGUCUCUUGUCCAGUUUUAGCUGAUAAUCAUGUAUGUUUUGGGAUUAGUUGCUGCACAAGCUAUUUUUUGCCCGGGUACCGAAAGAGAUGAAAAGAAUUAUGGGAAGUGAUUGACAAUAGGACUUAAUAUACUGUUGGAGCGUUGGCAUCAAGGGAGAACGGGCUGCCCCAGAAGCUGGGACUUAGUGCAGUAAAGUAGAGGUUCACUGAUGUGUGACAGAGAUUCAUAGGCAAUAAGCUUUCAGUUCUCUUGUUGAUGGAACAACUCUGUUAAAAGGCGGCUAGAAAGCUUUAUCUUUCUCCAGUUUUGAAAGGGCAUUUGAGGAGAUUGAAGAAGGGGAGGCAUGGUGAUGGGUUAUUUAUAGGCUAGACAGCUAGGGAAUGCAUUGUGGUAGACUGAGGAAAAAUUAGGUGGAAAACUGAGUGUUUGCAAAGUUGGUGAAUGAAGUUUUCCUUCUGACUUGUUGUCUUUCUGUGAGCACUUCGUUCAGGUACAGGGUGUAAACUUUGGCUUGGGCUUGAAGUCAUGUAGUUCUUAAGCUUCAUAAUGCUGUGAAGUUUUCAGGCCUUGUAUUCUUUCUUUUGUCCCUGGCAAGAUAUGAAUAAGAUCUGAGCUUUAGAAUGGCUCCAAAGCACUAUUGCAAUGUAAGUUUUGAAUAAUAAUAAUAGCAUGCCCCGUUCCUAAAAUGUGUUGAUAGGUGCCUUUGUGUAAGGUAUGCAAAAUCUGUUGUAACCUUUUCAGAAACAGAGCAACCUUUUCCUUUGCUGAACACUUUUUGUUAUGGUAUUUUUCUGUGAAGAAAGAAGUUACAUUAUACUUUUGGUUACUAUAGUUAAAAACCCCUGCCAUCUCUGUUUUCACAAUUCUGUAGCAUAAAAUGUUUUGCCACUUAUGAAGUGUGAAAGGGGGGUUAACCCCAAAAGAAAACCCUAGUUUUCCUUAGGAAUGGGUAUUUUGUCCUUGAAGAAUUCUUGAACACUUUAAAGUUUUGCACUCCUGCAGAAGGAGAGGUCAUCUCUCUUGCACAUAGGCUUACAUGCAAUUGCUGUGAAGACUUUAAAAAAAGUAGUAUGUUGAUAGAGCCAGAUUUAGCUAUUGUCUUCACUUUUCAGAAGUGUUCGGCAUUGAACAUCUCUGUCUGUUCAGAGAAAAUAAUUUAAAAGUGAUCUGAACUAUCCCUUAUCCAGAACUGAGAAGCCUUUGUCAAGUUCUGGUGGUUAACAAGUCCAGGAAGUAAGAUGCUUUGAACUCCUGGUUUUAAUCUUAAUGUUUUUAAUUGUUCUCUUGAAAUAAGUCAUAUGGCAGUUGUUAGAGCACACAAGGAAUAGUUAAGACUCAAUUCUGUUCCUUAAUUUGCUGUGUUCUUAGCUUGCUUUUUAUUGUUAGAAAUGGUGCAACUAUGUAACCUAGUACUUGCAUACCUGUCCAUACCUUAGGAGUUAUGCUUUUAACUUUAUCUCAGGAAAGACAAAGGGACCUUUCUGAUCCCUGUUAACGUGAAGAGGCAUGAUUGCCAGGAUUGUAAUCCAGGUUGGUUGGUCCACUGGUGACUGGUUGGGGAGGAAUCUGCCUCCAGUUGCCUUGUAGCCUUGUAUCUGUUACUGCACCCCCUUCUGGGGCUAUGGGAGGGAGGUCCAGGGAAAUCUAACUGAUGAGCUGCAGCAGGAGAGAGGGAGUGUAGGCUUCAGUUCACUUUGGCAAAAAACCCUGCCUUUUUGCCUCUUCAGGAAGCAAAUUCUUCACCAGCAGGCGAAAGGACAGUCGGUGAGAAGGCAUUCAUGCAAUGAGAAACUUGUUAAUAUUUGAGGUUACUGCUGAGGAAUUGUGUCAGGAGGAGACGAAUUGACUUUUUCACUUUCAUAGUAUCAGCUAUGAAGAACUUUCUAGGGGGGAAAAAAGUCUUAUAUUUAUUGCCGUACACGUAUGAGCAAUGUAGAAAGUCCAGUGGCUGGAGUCCAGUGUUGUAGGAUGGUGAGGGUUCAGUCUUCAAAACAGCUAAGAUAUGGCAUCAAACUGUAGGACUUAGAGCCCAACCAAAAUGCCAGGUCAUGGGACAGGAAGUUUUGCAUAUGAACUGGAUGAACUCAGAUAAUUUAAAAAUUGAGUAAAGAUCUACAGAUGAGACAGAUCAGGUCUCUUCUUUUGAGGUGACAACUGGAGGGUACAGUUGAUACCUCAGUUUGUCUAGUGGACAUUGGAGCGUGCCCGUGUACAUAAUUUUGCAGCCUGUUUGAUUCUUAUCAAAAGGCCAUCAGAAAGGAUGAGCUGUUACUAGAACCACAAUGCAGCUUAAUGUGAAUUAAAAAAACCACUCCUCUACUGUCUCAGUUGAGAUACAAGCUCAGAGAAUCUAUGACUGUAAGCAUCUCUCUUCAUGUGUGUGUGUGCAUGUGUAUGUCUGCUUACACUGGAUACUGUCCUCAGAGGAGCACUGUGAAGCUUCAUUAAAGUUUUUAAAGUGCUUUAUGAUCCUCAGAUGGAAAGUGCUUAGAAAUGAAGUGUUUGUAAUCAGAUAAGUUAGUAGCACAUAACAAGGAUAUAACCUAUUAACACUAGCUAUUAACAGUGCUGUUAGCAUCAGAAAGCUUAAUGGUUAUGUUUUAAAGUGCAAUCGCCCUCUGAAAAGGGAUGUGCAGAUUUUACAUUUGCUGUGUAUUAUUAUGCUCUACGCCAUUGCCUUCUGGACUACUGUGCUGCUCUUUCUUCAACAAGUUUGGUUGGGGAAAUGCUGCAUACAAACAAACAAGAAAGGGCAAAAAAUGCAUCAACAAGCACACACAAACCAAACAGGAAACAAAACAAAAAAACAUGACAUUUUUUGAGCCAUCUUAACCAAUAUACCAACAGGGAUAGAGUAUGAGGUAUGUUUCAGUUGUUAAUUUAGUAGAAAAAAUCAAUUAAAACAUUUAUUUCCUUAUGUUAAAAUAAUGAUUUUGAAGUUGCUUCCAAAUAACAUUUUAAGAGACAAAACGUGGGUGAUUUUCACCUCAUCAAGUGAGGUCCAUGGUUCUUUAUGGAAGACAAACUGGCCGAUAUAUUUGUAACAGCAUGCUAAAUAACUCAAUAUGUUUUAUCCCUGGUGCAGUUAUUUAAGAAUUCCCCAUACUGGCCUCUCUAAAUAGUUUUGGUUCACUGAUUAUUUGCUUGUCCUGAAAAAAGUUUUCUGAUUUAUAAAGCAUUUUCAAUCGAACAUUGACAAGGUGAAAUUUUAUGCCCUUGAUGGUGAUUUACCCUUGAUACAGAGCAACUCAAGUGAGUGUUUGUUGCUUAAAGACAUCACAGUAUUAUUAUUGAAGUAAAAGCUUCCAGGACUUCAGAAUGGAGAGCUGGCAAGCCCUACUGAAGUUAAGAUGAUUUAUAAGUCUAAGUAAAACAAUUUGGCUUUUGAGAGGAAGUAAAUUUAUAUGUAGCUUAGUGCACACUGUCAUACUCAGUGUGAACAUGUAUAGAACAUGCAGCUGCAAUACAUAAUGUCAUUUUUCAGAAGGGGGAUAGCUGUUUCGUAAAUAUGCAUAUAUAUUUGCUUUUUUUAAACUUUGUGUAAAUCCGAUGCCUAGCAGUUGGUUUGGAUUUUGUCUUUACCUAUUCAGAGCAAAUGUGGUCUUCUCUUCAGGUUUUGCCACAAAUAAUAUGUUCCCUGAGAUUUCACUACAUUUCUUCAAUUGCCAUGUUUGGAUUAGCCCUGCCACAAAGCACCGCAAGAUGUUACAUCCAGCAGGCGGAUUCUCUGUUCUGAUUUAGAGAGAGCAACCUGAAUACCUGGCAUCUGACUACUUUUAUUUAAUUAAGUACCUGCAAAUGCAACAUGCAUUAGCUAUUUCCAGAGUUUUGUGAGCCUGCAGACAUAGAUACAGGGCUGGUUACCCUGCAGGCUGUGGUCCUGUUGAAGAAAUCCCCUCGCUGGUGGAAUCCCCAUUUGAGAGUUCCUGUACCUUGCCAUAAAGGCAGUAGCAGCAAAGCGUGUCAAAGCCUGACACAUAUUUGCCAUUUAUAGCCUCCUGAUAAUUUUGUGAAACAAGGACUUAGUCUAUAUUGUCAUACUGCAUAAUAAUUUUUAUUCUCAUUCAUAAGGUGUGCAGCCUCUGCCCUCCCAAGUUCAUUCCUAUGGAGCGCCCUCCCAUGACUUUUCAAAUUAGUUUCAUUCUGUGGUGGUUUUUCACUGCUAGUGUGGUCUUUUUUACUUUCUACACAGCUAUAGCGCAAAACUGUACAGAAUUAAAAACUUGUGUAUUUUAAGGGCUCAAUCCAAGGGUGUGUGUGCCUGUGAGUUUCCCAGGUUGCUGUCAGUUAUCCCACCAGACAUGGUUCCAUUACGCAGUCAGUUCAAGUGUUUGCUACCUGUGUUGGGCUGACUCAGGAGCAAGUCCCACCGUAGAAUCAUACUCACAUUACCAUAUACUGUUUCUGAACUUUAUCCUUUACUAUUUCUGCACAUUCAAGAUACUGUCUGGAAACAUCCUGAAGAUUUUUUUUGUUUCAAGAUGCCGGGAUUCUCUUCUUUCAGCUGUUGGAGCAUUUAUCUAUGGAAAUUGUGAGAAGAGGCUGUUGAGCGUCUGCUUGAUGAUUGAGUUGCAGACUGAGACUUGAAACAGCCAAGGCAGUAGGAGAGACCAAGUUUGCUCUGCUGUCCUGCAGGUGUUCACGCCUCUGAACCUGGAAUCUCAGGUUUAAAUGUGUGUGUCAUGUAGAGUCUGGUCACAGUCUGGCUUCAUCUUGGACUGAAGAUGAACCUCUUCUUGUCCUGGGAUCGGGAUGGGGUAGUUCUUAAAAUGUGGUUUCUCCUCGGGCUGAGGGCUAGGGUCGAGUGUUCCACAGUGCACCACGGAAGAGACCGUGUGGCAAGUGAUACUUACACAUUCAUCAUUCACUGUUAAUGGGUUCUGCAACCUUAUUGUAGAAUUAGCAUAAUUGGCUUCUCUCUUUUUAGCUAGUUUUAAAGAUAAAAGCUCCAGUUGAGUUGCUCUCCACACUCACGCCUCGCCUGUUUUGCCCUUUCUGUGUAUUAUUGCCUUUGCAUGAGGAACGGAGAAGAACCAAGCGAGUGGAGAGCGCGUUAGAGCGGCGUUGCUUGGCGGGGAGUUGUCCCUCCGGUGCAGGGAGGGCGCUGUCCCUUUAAGGCGGGAAGUAGGCCGGCCCGGUCUGGUGAUUGACAGCCCGCCUGGAGUCACAUGACCUGCCUCUAUUUGAAGGUCACAAAAAGCUGCUUCCUUUAGAGAGAGCAAGAGGGAGAGAGCGAGCGAGAGGGAGGGUGAGUGAGUGAGAGAGGGAGUUCAAGCCAAAAUGGCCGACAGAGUCUCUGCUGGUUUCUGAACAUUUGAAAUAAAAAGAGAAUAAAAAAAAGCAAAACACAAAGCAAACACAAAAUCAUUUUUGGAUCUUUUUUCAUUUCCAUUUCUACCUUGUAUGCCUCAACUCGCUGGAUUUAAGCACUGCUGCACUUUAUGAGAGAGAAGGAGCAAGAAAGGGAAGAACAGUUAAUGGAAGACAAGAAAAGGAAGAAGGAGGAUAAGAAAAAGAAGGAAUCUGCUCAGAAGGUCACAGAUCAAAAAACCAAAGUGCCCGAAGUGACGAAACCAAGUUUAAGCCAACCAGUGGCUGCCAGCCCAAUUGGCAACUCUCCAUCGCCACCAGUCAAUGGUGGCAACAAUGCCAAAAGGGUGGCAGUGCCGAACGGACAACCGCCAAGCGCCGCCCGCUACAUGCCUCGGGAGGUGCCGCCGCGAUUCCGUUGCCAGCAGGACCACAAAGUGUUACUGAAACGUGGGCAGCCCCCUCCGCCAUCCUGUAUGCUCCUUGGGGGUGGAGCAGGGCCUCCUCCCCCAGCAGCACCAGGAGCAAACACAAACAACGCACAACCAGUGACAGGAGCACUGCUGCAGACCGACAGUGGGACUGCAACAGAUUCAGCAAUUGGAGGUGCUGCUGCUUCAAAUUAUGCAAAUUCCACUUGGGGUCCUGGAGCCUCCUCCAACAGCGGCACCAACGCCAACCCAACUCACAUCUGGGACAAGGUGAUUGUAGACGGGUCUGACAUGGAAGAGUGGCCUUGUAUUGCCAGCAAAGAUGCUGAGUCUUCUUCCGAAAACACCACCGAUAACAACAGUGCCUCGAACCCUGGCUUGGAGAAGAAUGCUCUGCCAGGAAGCACCACUAGUAACAAAGGAAAAGGAAGCCAGUGCCAGUCUGGAGGUGCUGGAAACGAAUGUAAUCUUGGGGCCUGGAAAUCUGAUCCCAAGGCUAAAUCUGUUCAAUCUUCCAACCCUGCUGCUGAGAGUAACAAUGGACUAGGUAAUUGGAGGAACUUGAGUGGACAAGACAGAAUUGGUCCCGGUUCUGGCUUCAGCAACUUUAACCCAAAUAGCAACCCAUCUGCUUGGCCGGCACUGGUUCAAGAGGGCAAUUCUAGGAAAGGGACUUUGGAAUCUGAUAGUGGUAGCUCCAAUGCACAGAUUAGCACAGUAGGUCAGACCUCUAGGGAACAGCAGUCAAAGAUGGAAAAUGCGGGUGUUAACUUUGUCUCUGGCAGAGAACAGGCUCAAAUUCAUAACACUGAUGGACCAAAAAAUGGAAACACUAACUCCUUGAACUUAAGUUCACCAAACCCUAUGGAGAAUAAGGGAAUGCCCUUUGAAAUGGGCUUGGGGAACUCUUCCAGGAGCACUGACACCCCUUCACAAAGCACUGGAGAAAGAAAGACUGGGAGUGUUGGAUCUUGGGGUACAGCUAGGGGGUCUUCUGGAACUGACACAGUCUCUGGACAGAGCAAUUCUGGAAACCAUGGGAACAAUGGAAAGGAUAGAGAGGACUCCUGGAAAGGAGCUUCUGUUCAAAAGCCUAAUGGGUCAAGAAGUGAUUCUUGGGAUAACAAUAACCGGUCUACGGGUGGUGGGUCUUGGAACUUUGGCCCUCAGCACGCAAAUGAAAGCAAAUGGGGUGAAGGGAACAAAUUAACAUCUGGGGUCUCUCAGGGAGAAUGGAAACAGCUGUCUGGGUCUGAUGAACUGAAGAUUGGAGAAUGGAGUGGUCCAAACCAACCAAAUUCUAGCACUGGAGCAUGGGACAAUCAAAAAGGCCACCCUCUUCCUGAAAACCAAGGCAAUUCCCAGGCUCCCUGUUGGGGAAGAUCUUCCAGCUCUGCGGGAAGUGAGGUUGGAGGUCAAAGCACUGGAAGCAACCACAAAGCAGGAAGUAGUGACAGUCACAAUUCUGGACGCCGAUCAUAUAGGCCUACUCAUCCUGAUUGCCAGGCAGUCUUGCAGACUUUGCUGAGCAGGACUGAUUUGGACCCCCGAGUGCUUUCAAACACCGGCUGGGGCCAAACUCAAAUUAAGCAAGAUACCGUGUGGGAUAUUGAAGAGAUGCCACGGACCGAGGGGAAGUCUGAUAAAGGAACUGAGGGGUGGGAGAGCUCUGCCACACAGACAAAGAACUCAGGGGGCUGGGGUGAUGUACCCAGCCAAAGCAAUCAAAUCAAGUCUGGAUGGGGUGAGCUCUCAACCUCAACGGAGUGGAAGGACCCCAAAAAUACUGGAGGAUGGAAUGACUAUAAGAACUCCAAUUCUUCUAAUUGGGGAGGAGGAAGAGCAGAAGAAAAAUCAUCUUCCUCUUGGAAUGAGAGCUCUAGUAAGGAUCAGGGGUGGGGUGGACGGCAGCCUAAUCAAGGAUGGUCUUCUGGAAAGAACGGUUGGGGAGAGGAAGUUGACCAAACAAAAAACAGCAACUGGGAAAGUGCAGGAAACAAGCCAGUGUCCGGUUGGGGUGAAGGUGGCCAAAAUGAGAUUGGAACUUGGGGUAAUGGUGCAAACACAAGCGCUGCUUCAAAAGGUGGAUGGGAUGAUUGUAAAAGAACUUCAACGUGGAAUGAGACGGGUCGACAGCCCAACUCCUGGAACAAGCAGCAGCACCAGCAGCAACAGCAGGAGUCUUCUGGUUCCUGGGGUCCACCGCCCCAAACUCCAAGUAAUGGGCGAACUCCAAACCCAAACUGGAACAGUGGACCACAGCCAGCUGCCCCUAAAGAGGAGGAGCCUAGUGGCUGGGAAGAACCUUCUCCACAGUCAAUCAGUCGAAAAAUGGAUAUCGAUGAUGGCACUUCAGCGUGGGGAGAUCCUAGCAGUUAUAACUAUAAGAAUGUGAACCUGUGGGACAAGAACUCACAAGGAGGACAGGCCCCACGGGAGCAGAGCCUGCCUACUCCGAUGACUAACAAAUCACAAGCAUCAGUCUGGAGCAAAAGCACUCCACCUGCUCCAGAUAACGGUACAUCUGCCUGGGGUGAGCCAAAUGAAACCAGUCCCGGGUGGGGUGAAGUAGAUGAUACAGGAGCAUCGACAACAGGCUGGGGGAAUGCACCUUCCAACGCCCCAAAUGCCAUGAAAUCUAGUGAGUAUAGGCCAGGUUCUAAAUCUAUGCAAGAUGGCUGGGGAGAGAGUGAUGGGCCAGUGACAGGAACGCGUCAUUCCAGCUGGGAAGAGGAGGAGGAGGGAGGAGUCUGGAACACAGCAGGCUCUCAGGGAAGCAGUUCCUCCCACAACUCAACAAGCUGGGGGCAAGGAGGAAAGAAAACACAAAUGAAGUGCUCAUUAAAAGGAGGAAAUAGUGAUUCGUGGAUGAACCCUUUAUCCAAACAGUUUUCAAAUAUGGGCUUGCUAAGUCAAACUGAGGACAUUCCAUGCAGUAAGAUGGACUUGUCUGUAGGUGGUCUCCCAGAUAAGAAGUUUGAGGUAGAUAAACGAGCCAUGAAUCUCGGGGAUUUUAAUGACAUGAUGAGAAAGGAUCGAUCUGGGUUCCGUCCACCUAAUUCCAAAGACAUGGGAACCACAGAUAGUGGGCCUUAUUUUGAGAAGCUGACUUUGCCUUUCUCCAAUCAAGAUGGGUGCCUUGGGGAUGAGGCUCCCUGCUCUCCCUUCUCCCCUUCUCCCAGCUACAAGCUGUCUCCCUCUGGUUCCACACUAUCCAACGUCGGCCUUGGGGCAAUCGGCUCAGGGCUCAGUCCCCAAAACUUCGCUGCUAGACAAGGUGGCAAUCAUGGUUUGUUUGGAAACAGCACAGCACAAUCGAGGGGCAUGCACACACCAGUGCAGCCACUAAAUCCUUCCCCCAAUAUCCGGGCGCAAGUGCCUCCCCAAUUUCUUUCUCCCCAGGUUUCGGCCUCCAUGCUCAAACAAUUUCCCAACAGUGGCUUGAAUCCUGGUCUUUUCAAUAUGGGCCCCCAGCUUUCUCCACAACAGAUUGCCAUGCUGAGCCAGCUUCCACAGAUUCCCCAGUUUCAAUUAGCAUGUCAGCUCCUCCUUCAGCAGCAACAGCAGCAGCAACUGUUACAGAGCCAGAGGAAGCUAUCUCAAGCUGUGCGACAACAGCAGGAGCAACAGAUUGCUCGUAUGGUGAGUGCCCUCCAGCAGCAGCAGCAGAGGCAGCCUGGCAUGAAGCAUUCACCAUCCCACCCUGUUGGGCCUAAGCCACAUUUAGACAGUAUGGUACCCAAUCCUUUGAAUGUGGGUCUCUCAGAUUUACAGACCAAAGGGCAAAUACCUGGAUACGGUUCAAGCUUUGGCUCAAGUGGCAUGGAUUAUGGCAUGGUGGGAGGGAAAGAGGCUGGAACAGAAUCCCGCUUUAAGCAGUGGACUAUGAUGGAAGGGCUGCCCUCUGUGGCUUCACAAGAUGCCAAUAUGCACAAAAAUGGUGCAAUAGUACCCCCUGGAAAGGCUCGCGGAGGAUCGCCCUACAACCAGUUUGACAUAAUACAGGGCGACCCACUAGGUGGCCAUGCAGGCCCUGCUGGUGAUAGUUGGUUACCUGCCAAAUCUCCACCAACGAACAAGAUUGGAAGCAAAUCCAGCAAUGCCAGCUGGCCUCCAGAGUUCCAACCAGGAGUGCCAUGGAAAGGUAUACAAAACAUUGACCCUGAAUCUGACCCCUAUGUGACCCCUGGAAGUGUGCUGGGGGGGACAGCCACAUCUCCCAUUGUAGAUACUGACCACCAACUUCUGCGGGACAACACCACAGGGUCUAAUUCUUCCCUCAACACCUCGCUGCCUUCACCUGGUGCCUGGCCCUACAGUGCCUCUGACAAUUCCUUCACCAACGUUCAUAGCACUUCAGCAAAAUUCAGUGAUUACAAAUCAACAUGGUCCCCAGAUCCCAUAGGACACAAUCCCACUCAUCUCUCCAACAAGAUGUGGAAAAACCAUAUUUCCUCAAGGAACACUACAGGGCUGCCCCGCCCGCCUCCUGGCCUGACCAACCCCAAACCAUCAUCUCCAUGGAACAGCACAGCACCCCGAUCGGUCAGGGGCUGGGGGGCACAGGACUCAAGGCUUGCCUCUGGUGAGAAGAAUCAACUGAUAGCACUAUUGAUCAGACCUGAGGAGUGUACGUUUUACGGCACUAGUGGUUCGGAGGAGAGAAAGUUUCAGUUGUCUGCAUCUACUUGGAGUGAUGGUGGCUCAGUUCGUCCUAGCUACUGGUUGGUUCUUCACAAUCUCACUCCACAGAUCGAUGGGUCAACCUUGAGGACGAUCUGCAUGCAGCAUGGUCCACUGCUGACAUUCCAUCUGAACCUGACCCAGGGCACCGCCCUUAUCCGAUACAACACCAAACAGGAGGCGGCCAAGGCCCAGACUGCACUGCACAUGUGUGUGUUGGGAAACACUACCAUCCUCGCUGAGUUUGCCACAGAUGAAGAGGUUAGUCGCUUUCUGGCACAAGCUCAGCCCCCUACACCUGCAGCAACCCCAAGUGCACCCACAGCAGGCUGGCAAUCCCUGGAGACGGGACAGAACCAGACAGAUCCAGUUGGACCUGCUUUAAAUCUCUUUGGUGGGUCAACAGGGCUUGGGCAGUGGAGCAGUGGUGGCGGCGGCAGCAGUGGGGGUGAUCUCACUGGCGCUUCGUUGUGGGGGCCCCCAAACUAUUCUUCAAGCUUGUGGGGGGUCCCAAGCGUAGAGGAUCCACACAGAAUGGGCAGCCCUGCUCCCUUACUACCUGGAGACCUUCUGGGAGGAGGGUCGGAUUCAAUCUGAACUUAGAACUUUCAACUCUGACCUCGUGACCUUUUUUGGAACAGCAGCAGCACUAACUUGACCUUUUCGUUUUUUUCAACUUGCAAUAAAUACAUUUAUAAAAAGGAAAAAAGAAAACGGAGAGAGAAAAAAAGGUGGGUCAUUGACAGACUGUCUGAGCACAUAGUUGCCUCCCUUAUAUAACUUCAGUUUUUUCGUUUGGAAUAUGAAUCCAAAAAGAGAACAUAUCACUCUUGAAAUACUUGAAUCAUGAACGCCAACUUAGAAAGACAAUGUGAAGCAAGUACACAUACCAUUUAAAUUUAAACACAAAAAAUUAAAAAAAUUAGUUUCUAGUUUUUCACUUUUUCAUGUUAUACGGAAGUUGUUGCUAAGAAACAUAUAUACUGAAAAAAUAGCUUUUUAACUUUGUUUGCACUGGGUGUGUUUCCGUCCUUAGGUCUACCAUGUUGGGUUGGGGUAGGGGAGGGGUUCAAAAGAAAAGCGGGGGGGGAAGACUUGACGGAGCCUCACUUUAAAAACAAAAUAAAAAAUUAAAAAAAAAAAUAAAAAUAAAAAAAUCACAAAAAAAGACAAAACAGAAAAACAAAAAAGACAAAACAAAACAAAAAAACCAACACUUUGUGAUUGGCUGGUUGAUAAGUACCAGUGUGUUCUGGCACAUGUAACUGCCCACGUGUGCUUGUUUCUGUGUGAGUGCGUGUGCACAUGUUCGUGUGUGUGCUUUUUUUUUCUCUAUAUAUAUGAUCUUGAAGUGCUGCAUUGCUGAUGGUCUGUGGGCUGGCUGGCCAUCUGCAUAUCUUAAUUCUGAAAACAAGACAGGCAUGGUGGAGUCCCUGUGGCUGAAGCAGAAUCCAAUUGGGCUGGAUUAAAAAUUGUCGGUAGGGUUUUUUUAAAUUCAUUUUAGCAGGGUGCUAUCUCAAGUCUGCAGAUCGUAUUGAGUGGGUAGUUGCUUCCUGGCCCUUGUUCUAACCCUGUGGUAGAGCAGAACACUGCCAUAUCCAAAGGAUUUGGUGAGAGGGGAGCCAAUGUUGUCUUUUGAGUAGCAGUGUAUUUAUUUAUUUAUGUCUGCAUGUGGGGUUUUUGUACUGAGUGAACCCUAGAAUGUUUCUGAUAUAAUGCAAGCCAUUUUUUUUAAUUCCAACAAGGGGAAAAAGGGAGAAAAGAAGACGUCGCCAUUUUCUGUGCGGCUUAGACAAAUGUUCUUAUUUAGUCUCUCGCAAGCUUCAGUACCUUUAAAAAAAAAAAAAAGGUGUUUCUUUUCUCCCCCAAACCUACAAAUAGGCACCCAGAUUUGUUCUUGAAGAGUCCAUCAAAAGCUUGAAAGUUCAGCCCAACCAAAUCAGCCUUUUAAUUGAUUUACUGCUUGUAUUAAAACUGACAAAAAUUAAGCCAUGUCAGCAAAUUGCUGGCCAGCCUCCCUCAUCUCCUGACAGCACAUGCAGCAAACUCCCUUCUGCGUCCUUCAUGGUGAGCGUUACCUGUGCCAGGCCUUGGUGUAUUACAGCGCCAGACCAUCACUGACAGAAACGUUUACUUACGAAUGUUCUUAAACCAGUGUGUACUUCAAACGUUUCCUUUUGUUUAUCUGUGUUGUGUUUUUUCCUGUGUACGUGGUUUUGCUUAGGGAAGUAUAUAGCUAGCAAAGACUUUUUUUUUUUUUAAAGUAUUGCACCUUUUUGGUUUUUGUUUUUACUUCUUCUGUACUGUUGCUUUUUAAUUUCUGUAUUUAAGGAAAGGUUUGGGGUUUUUUUAGCAUCAGUGUAGUAGUACUCUGGGCAGGAUAGGGGUGACCUGUAAUCCACAGUGAUAGCCAGUGUGUGCGUGCAUGUGUGCGCUGGGAACAAAACUUUUAAGACCUGUUGUUGUGAAAAGAGUUGUAGCAGACUUGAAGGAACAUGCCUUGACAUUAAGUGAGAAGUCUCUCGGGGCAUUGGGGCCGGGAGAAGAGGGAAGAGAGAUGCCGGUACUUUUUCCCUAAGUGCUAGGACUUCCAUGCGGUGUUGUCUAGCCAUGAUACUGUCUAUCAAAGUGCCGACAUUCUGUACCAGCACAUACCUGUCCAUUCCAGCCCUCAGCGGGAGCAGCGCUCAAGAUUUAUUACCAGGGGGGUGGGGGGGAUUGGAUUAGGGGCAUCUUUAUUCAGCAUUUUCAUUGAAGGAUAUGACAACGGCAGAUACAUUUAACUCUAAGCGUGGGUUGGGUGGGGAGAAGCAGAAGCAGAUUCAAGUAAUGUGGGGGGGGGCUGUGUGUGUGUGUGUGUGUGUGUGUGUGUGUGCCUGUGUGCUGGGGGUGGGAGGGAAAGGCUGGGGAGUUGCGUGGCUUUUUUAAGUUCGCCCUUUCUAUGUAAACCCAAUGUCACAAGGAAGACUGACUGAGGGAAAUGCUGCAUAUACACAUGCCUGUAGAUUUGUAUGCAAAGUGUUAAGUGGCAAAAAGUACAAGUAGAUUUGUAUUUGUUUAGUAAACUGGAGUGUGCAGCAUACUCUUCCCCCUUCUGAAUAUACUUUUCUAUUGUGUCUCCUCCUUCAUCCAUCCCACCAUGCACAAAGAAAAUGCUCUCUUCCAGCUCCUGCUAGCUCGUGCCGCUCAUAAGCACACAUCCAUGAAGCUUUGUUUCUGCUAAAUCUCUGCUCAAAGACCAGCACACUUGGACACAGAGCAGUUUCUUAAAAGUCCUGUGCCAGCAGUACUUCCUAGUGGAGCACCUUUGGCCCAAGUAAGCCAGUAUCCAUUCUGCCACGUGAUUUACACACGCUGGUUCAUUGCUGUGUUCCACCCUCACUUCUCUCUCCCAACCUGCCCUAAGGUCCCUUUUUCCUGCACUUUGGGCUAGUUGAGUUCAUUGUGAUACUACGGUGAAAGCCGGGUGCUAGAGCCCCUCUUGUUUACAAGACAUAAUGAGGGAUUUGAAAUAUUUAAAAAGAAAAGCUAAAUUGUUCUUCCAUUGUAAGCUUAAAGGGAAAAAAAAAUUAAAACGUACAAAAAAAAAAAAAAAGACCAAAAAGUGCAUAUAUAUAUUUUAGAUGAAGACUAACUCUGGGAGCAUUUAACAGUGUUUUUGUUUUUAUUUUAACAUUUUAUUUUCCUGCUUUAAAUUUGCAAGCAUUCUCAGGAAUUCUAGGGUAGGAAGCCAGUUUUUUGAAGAUGGUUUAUUUAACCUUAUCCUAGAUAGAUGGCUGUUUCUUGUUGAUAAACUUUUACAAGUUCCUGAAUCUUCAAAAUGUUUGAAAGUUUUUACUUUAAAAUAAAAAUGCUAAAAAAAAAAUAAUAAAAAGAAAAAAAAAAAAAGAAAAAAAUCUCCAAAUGUUACUGUCAAGUGGGGGUAUCAAGAAUUUUAAAGAUUAAAUGAAAAUAUAUUAAGAAAACUUCUCAAUAUCAGCAACAGAAAUUUAUUGUAAUGUUAAACAAGUUGUGGGAGAAGAAGGGUUAUCAUUUGUAGUGCUUUGUUACUCAUACAGACAUGCGUGCAGUUGCAUGGAGAAGUGUGUGAAUGGAAAUCUAUCACUUUAUUGCCUCUCAGUUGAAACUAAACAAAAAUAUUCUUCCAGGCACCUUUUUAAAAGCAAAGUGAAACUAUAAACCUAAUUAAAAUGCAGUAUAGUUUAACCGAAAGCGUCCUCAGUUAGGAGGACUAGCAGAAUAUAUGUGAUGGUGCUUCUUUAAACCACUUUUUAUGUAGUGUAGAAAACCAGUGCUGACACAAAAAAACAAUAAUGAAGUAGUUUUAUUAUCCUGUAUUUUCAGUAUAGCAAAAUGAGACAAUGUGGAAUAACUCCAGUAAAAUGUACAUUAGAAAUCAACUUUUCUGUUUUCAGAAUAUUUGGUCAGUUUAUUCCCCCACUUGGAGAUUUGCUGCUUGCUAUUCUUCACCUAUCCCACCUCCCAGUCUUUCUGCUUUGUUUUAUAUGAGGGAAGUAUCUGUUAAACUCUUCUAUUCCCCGUGUUGCUACUGGCUGCCAGGGCUUACAGUCUUGGAACUUCAGAGUUUGGUGUUGGGAUGGCCAGUUUCUGUCUGCCAGCUCUAAGGGUCAGGGACGUACUCCGCCUGAAAUGGCUUGGCUCAAACCACAAAAACCCAAAAACCGUGCUAGUGCCUUUUGACGUGCACCCACAUGCCCUACGGCAGGGGAAGAGAGGGAAGAUGAGGCAGGGUGAGGCAGUACAGCCGCUUCGUGGAAAGAGAUGUACUCGUUCUUAAGGGAAAAAAAAAAGCAUGCUGUGUAUGCAAUGAGUUACGUAACCGUAGUUGAGAUAACUUUAUUAUUUAAAAAAAAAAAUCAAAUGCCAAAUUCCUGUCCUUUUUGUACCAGUUGCCCAGUGUUUUCCUGUUGCGCUGCGUGUACAUCUGAGUGUAUACAUGUGUGUUGAAAGUAAUGCAUCAGUGAUAAUAAAAAUGCGCUUAAAAAAAAACCCUGUCAUGGGCCAGUGGAAGGAGGGUUUAUUUAGGGAGUUUGAGAUUUUUUUUUUUAAUUUAUUUUACAGAGAGAAUUUGAGUGCUUUUUCCAGAGGCUGUGUUUUAUCAAAUCAGUAGUGUCCUAAAAGAGAGGAAAUCGUAGGAUUUAAUCAAAAAGAGCCUAGGAACUUGACAGUCACUUGGAAGUGGGUUGUGACCGACUGCUGAAGGGUUAGCUGUCUUGAGUUUCAGCAGUCUGCUGGGUCCAAAGCUAUUUAGUACAACAGUCUGCUCUGCCUUUCUCUAAAUGUGCAGGCCUGCAAACAUUGGUGACUGUCUCCUUAGUGAUAGUUUUCCUAAAUUGUUAAAGCAACAUUAAUCUUACUAUUGUCCAGCUACAGUUGACGGUUCUAUUCCACUCCAGAUUAUAUGUAGUUAAUCAUGAUGUUGCUAGCGUGGCUUAGUCAUGGCACUCUGAACCCUUGCAAGUGAUUUCUGAGCGUUGUACUAACCAGACUCAUCUUCUGGCGACGACCAUCACUUAGCGUUUUAAAUAUUCUGCUACCAUCUGAGCUCAUGACAGUGAGAAGUUAGCAGGAACUCAUGUUAGGGUACUACUGGGCUUUUACAGAACUCUUCCAGGGAGGGAAUAUGUGGGAACAUCUUGUUUAAACAUACUGACAAAGAAGGCAGGGAAAAGACACUGGGGAAGGCACAUCCUGGAAUAGACUGUUGGCAUCUCUUUCCACUAAAAAAAUCAAACAUAACGUCUUUCACUGGAAAACACUCUUUACUUUCUCGAACGACAAACAUAACUCUUAUAGUUUUAUUCUUGUUUGUGGUUGUCCAGGUUAUACAUUUAAAAUAUAUAUGUACUUUACAGAUAGUGUCAGCAUUCCUGGUUUUUUUCCUAGUUUUGAAUCCUUCACUGCUGAAUUUGUUAAAAAAACUAAACAAAAAACGCAGUCUUCUAAACAGGUAUCCGUUUGUUACCAGCCGCUUCAUUCACUCCAUGCUACAGUGUGUAUCAAGCUGGGAGUUUUUUAAUGAGUUUGGUAAUUCUUUGCUCCAUUUGAGUAUUUCAUUUUAGCAGUGACUACAAAGCCUAGCAAGCAAAAAAAGGUGGGGUAUGGCACAGAAACCUAUGUUGAGACCUCUGACAUGUACUUUGGAAAGCAGUUUCAGUACUAUGUACUUUGGAAGACUUGCCAUCUUUUCCCAGCAUUUUUAUGCUUUUACCUGGACACUUGCCUGGCAGUCUUGAGAGUGGGUUUUUUAUUGUUGGUUUAGGAUUUUUUUUCCUAUCACAGGGUGUCAGGUUUUUCUUACAAGUUUUUUUAUUUUGCUUCAAGUUAAGUGGCUUGUGUAAUGAGCAAGCGUAUUAAGCCAAGUGUGUUUUUCCUCUGCAACACAAACAGGAUGUUUUCAACAAACUGGCUGAGAUAACCACCUCAAAGAUCAAAUAACAAUUGAACCUUUAUGUUAAGUUGGCCUCUUUUUUUUUUUCUCUUGCCAUGAAAUUUCUUAACAUUUAUUCCUUAGAACUAUUCCUCUAUUCUUCCUAAAAAUACUGCCACAUCUUCCACUGUAUCUUGGUGGUGCAUCCAAACAGUACUGUAGAAUUUUUUUAUUUCUCCUUCUUUUUUUAUUACAUUUAUCUCUUAGGUUUCUAUUUCUGUUCGUGCAUAUUGUUUCUCCGUUGGCUUUAAGAGAAGUACUGUAUGUGUAUCUGAGAUUCCCAAUCUCCUGCACCAGACUUGUGUGUGAUCCUCACAUGAAUUAGUCCAACUGACCUUAAACGAGUACUGCUCGGGUGAGGGCUCUUUGUGUAAGGAAACCUUAGCUGGGCUGGGGCCAAGGUGGCAGAUGAGGACCUGUUAUAUUUCCAAUGCAGCAAACAUCUGCGUUGCAUAUAUCACAUUCACUGUAAAUCAUGUGACUUCAGUAUCCAGGUUUCUCAAGCAGACUGAACUGCUGGGUUUGUGUGAUGAAUGGUCAGCAUCUCAGGAUAUGAGUCCUGACUGAGUAAAAGGUAGUAUUUUCUCUCUGAAGAGGUAAGGUUCCCCUGGCAGAAGCAGCUUGCUUAAAUGUAAAUAUGCAUGCAUGUAUUUGUGGGCAGGAAAGUAAUACCAAGAAAACUAAGUUGAAAUUACUUCUUAAAAAAAUGCUGUUGAAGUGCAACUUUGGUCCUGAGUCCGAAACAACAUAUGCAGAACCUGUUGAUUUGUCUAAAUUUAUUUUGCACAAAAUACCAUUUCAGUUCUUGAGUUUAUUUACCACUAUUUUGCAACAUUAGGAACUGAUACUGUUACAUCAGUCAUUCCCACUGUGAUCAAAAUACAGUUGUCUAAAACCCAAACUCUGUUCCUUCACCUCCAGUACUAGGCUUCGGCUCGUGGCAGAAGGGUUUUAACAAUAAUGGGGAGAAAUAUGUGAAGUUCCCCUGAUGUAGACAGAGCCUGUUUUCCCUGUUAUGCUGAAUUCACAUCCAGACAUAAAACACAAAGCAAAAAUUAUGCUGGAGCAGAGUUUUUAGUUGGGCUUAAACGACAACAGAAGCCUAACUGGAGAUUUUUAGCAGCCUUGCUAGUUCAUGUCCCUCACGAUAUUUUACGUAAGUGUUCCAUCACUGUAAAUACCAGUGUUGCUGAAUUUUACUAAAGUUCCCCUGCAGUAGAUAAUAGGAAACAGGCCCAGUUUGUAGUGACUUGCCAAGCAGAGCUUUGUGUACAGUAGAAUUCGAGGUUCUGUCUACAUUGCUGUUAAAACUGAGCCAGGGUCCUGUUUAAAAAUACAGCUCUCUAUUUUGUGAUGUUACGUGAGACUUUAACUUUGUGAUGUAGUAACUAUAGCUUCUAAUCCUUAUAUGAAAAGUGAUUUAAGGUUUCAUCUGUGCUACAAAGAGCACCACAGCUCCUGGUGAUUUGGAGCCUGCUCUUAAAACUCUUGUCAGGCCAAGACAGAUGCAGCUUCAUCUGUGGCACACAGCAGACAACGUCCCUUUGCAUCCACAGUUUGCGUGCAUGUUGCUUUUCAUCGAGCUAUGCAGGAAAGAUUGUCUCUCAAAGUCUCCCAGAAUCCUGUGCUAUAUAAGCAAGCUUUUAGCAAAUCAAGUGCCCUCUGCAAGGAGCCAUUUUCGCCCUGUGUGACAGUUGGGACUGGUGACAUUCAGCAGUGUUGGGACUCCUCUUCGCUUUGUGGUGAACAAGGGAGCUUUUCUGACUUGACUCUGACAGCCUUUCUGUAAAUGAAUAUAGAGCACUCCAGGGAAAAAGAAAGAAAAAGAUGGGGGGAGGAAUGCAUUGUGCCAGCCAGCAUUUAAGUAUUUUUGCAGCAAACAUUCUUGAUUGUGGUGGGCAGAGGAGAAGCAAAGAGACUGGAGAAGUUUGCAUGGAUGCGCAAUACAAGGAGGUAGUGCUUAGCAAAAAAAGUUUCCUUGAGCACUAAAUACCUCCUCCUGGGUAUUACUGUGCGUUGUCGCAUUUGCAGAACUAACUUCCUCGGGGCUUUUUAAAUCUGUUUGUUUUGUUUUAAAUUGAGACAAAGUGGAAACUUCUCCUGUUUCAGAUGAAACACAACCAUAAGUGAACAUUUUCUUCAUUGUGUACUGUUGAGCAGUAAGAGCAGGUUGCACAGCUUGUUAGAAUAGCUAUUUUAGUUACAUGAUUAUGAUAUUACGUGCUUUCUUCCCCCUCCCUCUCCCUGCCAGAUAUGGCUUUGCCCUUUCUAUAUAAAGUGCUGUGUGGGUUUUUUUGUUUUGUUUUGGGGACUUGUGGAGAAGCAGCAAAAUGAAGUGAAAAUGCAAACCAAGGUAGAACAGCCUUACUUUAGAGGGGUAGCCUUACAACAGAGCUUUAUUGUGAGUGUGCUGUAUUCCAAAAUAUGUAAGCCAAAAACAAACAAAAAAAAAAGCAUUCAUUUAUGCAAAAAAAAAAAAAAAAAAUUAAAAAGAGGUGUUGGAAGACUUCUUUAAUAUGUACCUUCUAAAGGUAAAGUAAGGUCUCACCAAGUGAUACGUUAUUGUGAUACUUCUUGCUGGGUCAGUAGGGAUGGGUUGGGGUAUAAGCGCUUAAUGUUUUCCUCCUAUGUUUUUACAAGCAGUAAGUUAAAUGUGGUAUUUAUGAAUGUGCCUUUGUGAGUAUAGUGACUGUCUAAUUUGAGGAGAGGGGAGACAGUGGUCAAUUUAUUCUUUCAAGGGUCAGACGUCGAGAUUGCAGCCCACUGGUCCCUUUUCACAAGCAGCAUCUUUUGGGCUGGUCUCUACACUGCACAAUACGUAUUCAUAUAUGUGGUAGAGAUCGGGGGCGGGGGGGUGCGAAGUGUUGUUGUGAUGCACAGAAGCUGUUGGUAGUUUUAGGCUAGUCUGCUGUUGCAGGUUGAGUUCAUAUAUGUAUUGUGUAGUUUCUCUUUAUGUUUGUGUGCAUGAGUGUGAAUGCGUGUGGCUUCAUUUUUUGUAAGCACUGGAGAACUGAAACACAGUGAUGUUUGAGACAAAUUGAUACAUGUAGAGAAGAUGAUGUUUUGUAGCUUCUGUUGAAUAGUGGGUGCAGGCACAUUUUUACCCUCUCUGUCCACGUCCUGGUAAGAGAAACAGGAAAAUUAUUUUUUUUUUUUUAACCCUUCAAGUUCCAGCACACUUAAUGUUGCCAUUUAAAUGAACAGGGUAUUACACAAGAAGAAAAAAAGAGUUUUUGAAAUGGUGAGGUAGAAGUGUUUAAAAGGAAAAAAAAGUCUGAAGUAAUUUUUUGUUUCUUCGAAGCUGUUUGUAGCUAAACAUGGGAAUCUGCAGUGUCUCCUUCCAUUUGUUUUUGGUUUUUUUCUAAUUAUUCACCUCUUCGUCCCAUCCAAAACAUGAGGUGUACAAGAUCAAGAGCUGUCGCUGUAGCCCUUCAUAGUUCCCACGCUGAAAAAAAAACUUCAGUGGGAUCUCUCAGCUCUAUUCAGGAAGACAAAGAGAGGAGAGACUCUGCAGUUUUCUUUGCUUCGCUCUCAUUCCUCUCUAAUGGCCUUGAAAUGUAUUAUUAUGCAAAUGUGAAUUUUGAUACUGAACUUAAGAAGAGGUUGUUUGUUCUUUUUUCAAAAAAAAAAAAGGUCCCAUAUGUGGUCAGCAUUGCUUCUUUAUUUUGUAAGUGAAUUGUAAACUAUGCAUUCUGCAAAGGGGGUGUAGGGGACAAAGAUAGCUUUGCUAAACUGUUUAGGAGUUUCUGUGUCCAUGGUAUAUCCAUUAUAGUUUGGGGAAGUGGCCAAUAUGGAACUGGGCAGAGAUUGGAAAACUAAUGUUGACUGCAAAACAAAAUCAGCUGUAAACCUUGUGCAGGAUUGUGGAUUCUAGCUGUGCAGUGUUAACCCAGGGCCAAUAGGGUGAAUGGGACACCAGCUCUACCUGGGGAACUAUCUGCCACCUCCUGUCAUCUGGCCCUUGUCAAGCUCAGGAAUCACAGUGCUGUAGGCACUUUUUUGGAUUUACUACUCGUUUUCCAUUACAGCAGUCCUCGUGCUCUUCCAGGAGAAUUGGAACACAGCUGGUCCUUGAUGUCUACACUUUCUUCUCCCUGAAAUUGCUGCUGUUUCUGGCACGGCUCAUACAAUGGCAGCGCAGCAAUGGACGAGAUGGUAGAGGUGGUACUUACUUUCUAGUGCUGAUCAAAGCAUGACUUUGAGGACUGCUUUCUUUCAACAUCAGCAGCUACCAGUGCUUUGUUGUCUGGUAUUACUGCUGGUGGCUUAGCAUUAGUGUUGGCAGCGUGCGAAGUUUUAGGGAAUGUAGACCGACGUGUAGACAAUGCCAUUUAUUUCAAAGAGAUUAUCCUUUUUUAGUAUAAGGUGAUAAUCAUAAUGGUCAUAGAAAAGGAUGCACUUCCUCACAUCUCUGAAAUGCAGUCAUUGUGAAUUUUUUGUGUUCUUUGAAGCUUGCUGAGCUUCUAGGAGCAGUCUCCUCAAAAAAGUUGAGAUCUCGCUGCCCUCUUCAUCCUCUUAAUAGGGACCCUUUGACUUGACUUUUUCUUUUGUCCAUGGUAUACCAUGGUACCUGCAUUGUCCUUGGCAUUAUCUUAGAUGUAAUAUCAUAAACUGAGAGAUUAUCCUGCCUGUGUUCAGUGUUUUCAUGCAGCAGUUUUAUUUUUGUUGACGUUCACAGUACUGUAACAAGUAAUAGACUUGAUGAUCACUCUCGCAUCUGUGCCUGCCUUGCAGAUGUGAUCUUAUCAGGGUUCCACUUGUCAGAUUGCCUUUUUAAAAAAAGGAAAAAAAAAAUCUGAAGUUGAAACUCACAAAAAUACCUCGUGGUACACUUCCCCUUCUCAUGUAACCUUUUAAAUCUUACCUUUUCUUCUAAACUUAAUAGGCUUUUCUUUCCAUCUGUUUUCUGCUUUCUAAAAAGAUGUUUGGACUAGUGGUUUUGAGAACAGGACCAGAAGCCUGGAACUCCUGAAUUUUAACAUUGGCCCUUACUCUUCCUUUGCCUUGGGCAAGUCAUUUAACUUCUUUGCCUUUGUUUUUUCAUCUGUAAAGUGAGGGUGAUAAUAAUACUUACCUACCUCACAGGGGUUUUGUGAGGAUCAACUAGUAAACGUUUGUGAAGUGCUUUAAAGACAAAAAACAUGACAGAAGUAUUAUGAGGUUUUUACAGUAAGAUCGCUCGUUGUUUUUACGUUAUUUGGUUGCGUGGAGGAAAAUAACCUCUUGUUUUUAUGAUUAAAGCCAUCGGACACUCAGAUCCUAAAUAACAGAAGUUGAUGGAGAUUCAGUUACUCAUGCUCCUCUUCUGUCUUUAUGCCAGUUUCAUUCUCCUGCUCUUUGUUAUAUAGUUAUGCCAGUGUUGCUACAGGUUGCAUGUCUCUACUUGUACUUUUAAAAUAAGUUUCAGACUUGAUUGAAGUACUACUUAGAGUUUGCUGCUUCUGUCACCAGAUCACCAAAUUUGAAUCAGUUUGUGUAUUUUUUCCUGCCUUUAAAUAGCCUUUUGGGUAAUGUCAUCCUUCAAGUGGACACAUCUUUUCCUGCCAUUAGGAAGGGGAGGUGGUGGUGGGUAGUUCCAGAGAGGAGACUGUAAUAUGAAGAACCUUGCCACUUUAUGCUGCUGCUCCAGGGAUGAAGGGCAGAGUAACUUUCUGUUUCCUUCCCCGAAUUAAUUUCGGUGUGUUACUAGUGACACUUCAAAUGCAGUGUCGCUUCUUGUCCACAAUAUGCAGAAGCCAUCACCUGCCAAUGAAACGUAGGAACAGAGGGAAUGAUAGUAGAUGCUGCUCAUGUAUCUGCCUUAGGGCUCUCCCAGAAGGUCUCUGGGAGGGUGGUGGGGGAAGAGGUCUUUGGUGGGUAAAUCCCACAGCCGUCAGGGAACCUCUGCUACUUUCUCCCCUCUCCGAUCCCGUGGUCGCUGUUGCUUCUUUCUUGGAUGUGCGUCUCAGGGAUGUGCAUAUGAGCCCAUGCCUUUUGGAAUUUGGCCUUUUGAAAUACCAAGAAUAUGGUUUCUGUACCUGAAACCUUCCUAUCUGACACUCCCUGGCCCUCUCUGUCCUGCAUUGCUCCCCGUGGCCUUAGGAACAUCUCUCCACUGUUGCCCUGUGCCACCCGCUCCAUCUCUGCCAGUUCUCCGGGUGAAACGGCUGCAGUGAUUCUGCAGAGAAAGAAGCCGAAAUGAUGCAUGUGCACCUGUAGGAUUUACACACAUGCGUGUCUUGGUUUUCUGCCACGCCCUGUCGAAAACAUGCAGAAUAUCUGAUGCACGAUGCUUUUUUAUUUCUCAUCUGGAAAGCAGAACAAACCAGCAGUAUGACUCUGCUGAUGUAAUUCUGUAAUGUUUACUUUUAAUUAAAACCUGAGGAUCUUCCCCAAAGAACCAAAAAACCCCAUCUUCUAACAAAAGUAACCAGUUGUCAUCUUUCUGGGGGCGAGGGGGAGGGAAGUGGAGGAGGAAAAGCAGUGAUGGGGGGAGUGUCCUGAUCUAUUUUCAUCUCCACCACUUGGCUUGGAGAUCUGAAAUGCUGCUUUGAGUUCCACAUACAUAAGGGAUCAUGUUUACAAAGGUAAAUGCCUUCUACCUGUUCAGGAAACUGGCUAAUGGUGGACAUCAGGUGUUGGGCAAGUUUCUCUUCAUUGCAGACCGGUGAUGGGAGGAAGGGUGUGUCCAGAAGAGGAACGGAGACAUACGUUCAUUUCAUCUUAUCUUCACGAUAAAAUAAUGCCACUUUCCUCUCUCCCGGCAACAGGGAGGGAGGAGGUUGCAGGACAGAACAUCAGCGAUGUCCAGAAUGGCUGGAUCAGAAAAGGCAGCUUCUCUACUUUGCACAUAACUAGGUAAUGGGAAGGUACUGCUCGAGUCCUCUUGUCUGAAACACUGUCCCCCAGAAGCAAACAUGGUAAUAAUAACAGUAGUGGCUGCGUGUGUAUCGAUGCUACUUGCAAGUUACCUUUAAGUGUUUUUUUUUUUCUUAUACUUGAAACGGCUUACUUUGCUGAACUCUUACCAUAGCUCAAGCUUCUGCCCUCCUCCUCUAGCGUGCGGUAGAGAGGUACGGGACGGGCGGGGAGAAGGUGGAGGAAGGAGAUGAGGCGACGUCUCGCGCAUCCCGGGUGCACCGCGGUUCCCAUCCCGCGCCUGCUUCAACUUCCUAAGGGUUUUCCAUGGACACAGAAACUCGGCACUUUAGAAGGUGCUCUCGUAUGGCUGGCUGCCCCCCUCCUCCUCCUUUUCUAUAUUUUUAUUUUACUUUUAGUAUAGUGGUACUUAAAAUCACUGGUUCACUUAAAAAGAAAAAAGAAAAAGACAAAAAAAAGGAAAAAUGUUUAAACUCUACUAAUGUACAAAUAAGCUGAAAUGUUGCAUUUUAUGUGUAUUUUUGCCAUAGCAGGUACUGUAUUUCUCAUGCUGGAUUUAGAAAAAAAAAAAAAAAAAAAAAAAAAAAAAGAAAAGAAAAAAAAAGAAAAAAAAGGGUGAUGUUUUAUUGGAGUGUGAAAAGAGUAAUAAGGAAUUAAGUCUUCGUCAUUUCAUUGAAACUGAGAGAUGGUGUAAUACUUAUAUAAGUUUUCUGAAGGUUUUUUUUGGGCUCUUAAACAGCUUUUUUUGUUUUUAUUUUAUUUUUAUUUUUUGAAAGAUAUGAUUGUAUUAUGUGCAACUCAGUUGCUUACGUUAUAACUACAAAAUAUUUUUGGGUUCCUGGAAAAAAAAAAAAAAAGAAAAAGACUAAUAAAUGUGUUUGGCUGCUAAGCAUUUAA